This is a messenger RNA of Paramecium octaurelia, 1337 nucleotides long. Lineage: Eukaryota; Ciliophora; Oligohymenophorea; Peniculida; Parameciidae. The record is from the annotation of a GenBank genome assembly.
AAUUAUGGAAUAAGAGGAUACAACACCAAUCAAUAUCAAUAUCACAGAAUCUAUCGCAUCAAAGCAUGUGUCCUAUAACAUUAAAGGAGAGGAUAGAAUAGGUCAAUUUGAAGCAUUGCGUCGUUACAAUGACUUUCAUGUUCUGAGACUGACUUUAUUACAAAGAUGGCCAGGAUGCUAUGUUCCUCCAAUUCCAGCAAAAUAAGCUCUAGUAUGAUUAUUAUUUAAUAGUGUAGGGAAAUAAUGAAUAAAAAGUAGUUGAGGAUCGUAAAAGAUUCCUGUAAUAUUUCCUAGAAUAAGUGGCUAAGUUAAGACAUAUUUACUUCUCUGAUGAAUUUUAGACCUUUUUAAGAACCAAGAAUACUGACAUGGAGAAAGUAAUCUGAUAUGUUUGAUAUUAAUAGGCAUUACAAGGAUUACCAAAAUAAUCUAUAUAAGAAGUGUAUGAAAAAUUUAAGAAAAAUUUCCCUCAUUUGAAUGGAAGAGAAGUGAAUUCAGAUUUAAUUUUGAAAGUGUCCAGCUUCUCCACUUAUUUAAACAAAACAACUAAAUAAUUAGAAAGUCUUAAAGAAUAAGUGAAAUUAUUGGCUGCAGCAAAGAAAUAAUACACCGAUUAAUUUAGUAUAACAAGUCUUAUAUAUUAGACAUAAUGACUUAAACAAUUGUACCAGAAUAUGAGAAAAAUAUUCUAAUUGAGUAUGUGAAUCAUAAAACAGAAAAUCUAAUUUUUACAAAUCACAAUGACGUAAAUGUUACCGCAAGAGAAAUUGUAUAAUUGAUAUAAUAUUUCAGAAAGACUAAAAUGCUCAAACAAACAAUUAUGAUUACCUUGUUGAUUUGUUAAGAAUUGAAUGUAGGGAAGUAGAGGCAUUUUAAGAAACCUUGAAGUAGAAAGAAUUUGUAGACAAUUUGAAAGCUUCGGCAUAACAAAAAUUAAGAGAUCAAAAUAGUGAGCUAGUGAAAUUAUAGGCUGGUAAAACCACUCUUAAGUCCAUGUUUUCAAAAGGAUCAAACACAGAAUAAGCAUAGACUUUAGAGAAGAAGAUCUAAGAUGUAAAUAAUAUAUUAAAUUUAACAGACACAAAAUGAAAUUAAAUUAUUGGAAGAUCUUUGCAUUAUGAUUACAUCCAUAUUAUGCUUUGAUGAAAUUGAUAGAUUUAAAAAGAACAAAUAAAAUAAAUAUUAUGAAAUUUUAAUUAAGGUCAGCUAAUUGGAAUAAUAACUCAAUUAAUUAGUAAUUAUUAUAAAAAUAAUUCUAGUACAUUAAAUUCUGGUCUGAAGUAUCAAAAGGAACAGAAGCAGAAGUAGUUGUUUGAAAACAUAAAAUAUAAAUAAAC